CUCCCAGCAGAGGUCUUCUCGGAAAGAGAGGCAUGGAGAGGAAGCGGCAAUCUUCCCAUUGUGGGAAAGGACAGAGAGGUAUAGCCACGGUGGCCACGGAACGGGAGGCCAGUAGGCUGUCUGAGCCCCAGAGAGCAUCUGGCUAUCACAGGUCUCCAUUCCUGCCACGAGCCGCCCUGCAACGAUCUCCCCUCGACGUCUGCCUGCGCUCACUGCCACACUGGUUUCCCAGCCUCUUCAGGCCUCCCCUCCACAGUAGUCUCUCAGUUCCUCCAAAGGUCUGCACUGGAGAUCUGUGCAUUUUACCGUCUGUAUAUUCUGCCUUAUCAGAAACCACAGAACCGCCAGGGCAAGAAUCUCAUUAGCAAAAACUGGCAGAGAGCACAUGAAACGCUCUUCCCCUAAAUCUGUUUUCUCAAGCAUUAACAUUUGAGAGCAACCUACAAUAAAAAGUCUUCAGGACAUAUUUGCAUGCCGGUAACACAAAUCCAGACCACACAAAACGGAAGACAAAUUAAUUUUGUUCUUAAAGGUUCCUCACCCUCCUCGGGACCCGCUGCCUGCCAUGAAACACUGCGUCCUAAUCCUACCUCUCACGUAGUCUUCACAUCUUGGCCUAAACCUCACUCCUAUAUAGGGUUUCCUUCAGCCCCCAGGUCAGGCUAUGCCACAUAUACUCCAGCGCCCUCCACCUCUUUCCAUAUCGUUCCCUUUGUGAUACUCAUUUCCGUAGAAUCUUCCGAUCAGGGCCAGCAAUUGACUGAGUUGGCUAAAGCAACUUCUGUGUACGUGACACAUACAUUCCCCACACAUCUCAUUUUAAAUAGAAACAUAUACAUGCACAUUCCUUGGCCAAUCUUUUUGAUGUAGGGCCAAGGUCUUUUCUCUGAGUGUGGGUUUGCCGGCCAGAGUUCCUAAAUUGUCUAUUUGCUAACUGUGGUUACUGUAAAGCAGAACAAGAACUUAAAGACAUCCACAAAGAAAUCGGAGUGUGAAAUCCUGGAUUUUUACAAAACGUUUCCAUUUGUCUUGCCACAUCUGUUUUGACAGAAAUACUGAGUGAUUCCAAAGUCACUCCAAGUGGUCAAAUAGGGGCUUCUAGAAAUAACGCUCUCCCUCCACUCCCUUUGGGGUGCAGCACAGAGCUUCAGAGUACAGACUGCAGCGGAGCUGAACAGCUGGGUUUAAAUCCCAACACAGUUACUUCUUAGCCGUAUGACCUUGGGCAUGUUGCUUAACCUCUGUGCCUGUUCCCCAGCUGUAAAACUGGGGUUUCAACUAUUACCGUUGCUCCAUUUUCUUGUUUUAUGUAAUGUUAAAUGCAAUUAUGUAAUAUCAAUAACAAGUACAAAUGCCACAAACAGGUUUGGGAACAAACUACUGACUCCUGACAAGCAUCCAACUUAACUGAAGGAGGAAGUAUGUGGGUGUGCUAGCGACCAGCCUGCUGGCUGGGAGCACUCAGCAGUCAAAGGCAUGAGUCAGUAAGUUUUGAGGAGGGAAACUCGAAGCAUCAGGUAGGACUAUGAUAGGUAAAAAGGACUUUACUGAACUUCCUUGUCAUCUGUCUCCUCCAACCCUGGAUGUACGUUAGAAUCGUCUGGCAAGCUUUACAGAGACCGGGGCUCUGACGUGCCCAGACGGAAAGAAGUGGUACCAGGGAGGGCAUGGGCACAGGUAUUUAGAAAAGCUCCCAGAUGAUUCUAAUGAGCAAGGCUGAGGACCCGUGUGCUAGAACGGAAAUCUGGGCAGGCAGGACCUGCCUCCCUUGGUUCACAACUGACACGCGGUACCUGCCGCAGUUCCUGGCCACACCAGGCACUUCAAGCCUCUUUUAUGGAAUGAAUGGUGGCUACCAGUUCCCAUUCCCACUUUCUAGCUGCCCAUGCAGCAGCUGAGGUCAUGCCUGGGAGGCCAGCAAAGGCACUAGGGAGAAAUUAAGCCUCCAGGACCCUGGGGCCUUAAUGGUGGUAAACACCUCCACAAAAAAACUCGCUCCAGGAGGCACCAGCCGGAGGCUUGUUAAUCAUUCACCAGCACCCUAGCACCGCAGGGAAAAGCCUGUGUGCGGCUCCAGCCCAGGGCUUCCCGGAGUCCUGGGCUUCCUGUGCUCUGGUGGGGGCCUCCCGGUCUACAGGUCAGCAGCUGGACAGAGAGGAGAGAGAGGCAGGACCCAGCCACAGGCGAGGUGGACAGUGGCUUGAGACAAAGGUCCUGGAUCCAGUCUCCUUACCCACCCUACCCCAAGCCUGACUUCUCUGAGGACGCCAGAACAUAGGUACCCUGAGCAACCCCCAAAACGACAUCACAAAAGAACAGAACGCAGCUGAAGAGGUUCACAUGGACAAACUGAUGACAAAGCAGGACAUCUGGAAUGAUGAGUUCUGGCAGAACCCCUGGGACCAGGGAGGCCUGGUAGUGAUCAUUUUAUUCAUCACCACGAUCCUGUUUCUCAUUGUGUUUGCCAUUGUAUUUGGUUUUCUCCCUCCGCUUGAGAACAUCAACCAGUGUGAAGAGUUGUGACCUGACUUUCUGGAGGCCAAGAAGGGGACCACCUGUUAGAUACUCUCGAAACACCAUGUACGUUUUCUUCAAAGCCUUUCCAGAGUCUGCAAUUAUACACUUUUAUUAAUGUAAUUAAUUAAUUAAUUUGUUAACUAAUAUUAUCUGAUAAGUGCCUACCUUCCCCACUGGACCGAACACCACAAAAGCAGGUGAUGGGUUUCUGCUCACCAUUGUAUGCCCAUAUCCGAUGUGCCUCACAUACAGUCCAUUUCAAACAAUAUUUGCUGGUUGAAUAAAUGAAUGAAUGAAUAAACGAGCAAACAAAUGGA
Felis catus (domestic cat) is the source of this 2834-nucleotide messenger RNA. It is a transcript of the gene ERLN, whose product is annotated as small integral membrane protein 6. The record is from RefSeq and is a predicted model, not a curated record. The transcript is spliced from 2 exons. The coding region runs from base 2341 to 2523 and encodes 60 amino acids. Lineage: Eukaryota; Metazoa; Chordata; Mammalia; Carnivora; Felidae.